Paramecium pentaurelia is the source of this 1350-nucleotide messenger RNA. The record is from the annotation of a GenBank genome assembly. Lineage: Eukaryota; Ciliophora; Oligohymenophorea; Peniculida; Parameciidae.
AUGAAUUAAGAAGGAUAGAUUUAAUAAGUUCAAGAAUCUUUAAUACUAAAAAAACCUUCUAGAGUUGUUAAUAGAUACAAACAUAAUUAAUUACUUUAUAAUUAUUUUGUUAUUAGAGAUUUCAAAUCAGCUUUAGAAUUAAUUGAAAAACUCACUCAAGAACAUGGAGAUAUUCAUGAAUAUGCAAACUAGAUAUAAGGAUAUAUUUAUAAGAUGACUGGAUAACUUUCAAAAUCAACUGAGGCAUUCAAGAAGUUUUUAUCAUUUAAUGAAUAAGAUCAAGAAGUCUUAAAAACUAUAGCUAAAAAUUUACAAUUAGGUAAUAAUAAAUGUAAUUUAUAGAUGGUAGAUUCAAGAGUAGUUUAGAUGUUGCUUAAAAGGCAUUAAAUUUAAAAAAAAAUGAUUGGGAAGUAUUUUAUACUAUUGGAAAUUGUUAUUAUGCAUAAAAAGAUUUUGAUAAAGCACUUAUAAAUUAUAAAAGGGCAUUUGAACUAUCAAUAAAUGAAAUAACAUAUAAUAGAUUAGGAAAGUUUUAUUUAUCAUUAGAAAAGUAUGAUGAAGCUUUAACAGUGUAUAAGACUGCUCUUAAUUCAUAACCACAAAAUAAUGAACUUAAGGCAUUGCUUGGAGUAUUGCUUUUGAGAAUUGGUUAAACUUAAGAGGCCAAGAAAUAUUUAGAAAGUGUUACAGCAACAGACACAAAGUGUAUAUAUAAAUAUAUUAUAUAGCAUUGUUGGGGUUAGGAUCAAUUAUGUAGGAUUAAGAAAGCUAUGAUGAGGCUCUUGUAUAUUAUAGAAAGCUUAUAGCAAUACAUCCAACAUCAGCAUAAGUUUGGAAUAAUAUUGCAAUGUGUUAUUAUGGGAAAAAUGAAAUUCUUCCAGCAAUAAUUAGUUUGAAAAGGGCAAUGUAUUAUGAUCCAUUUGAAUCAACAAUUCAUUUUAAUAUGGGAUUAGUACAUUUAUAUGAAAAAUAAUAUAUGUCUGCAUUUCAUUUCUUUUAAUCAGCAAUAACUUUAAAUCCAGAUGAUUCAUAAUCAUAUAUGUAUUUAGGAAUAGCAUUAAAUAAAUUGAAUGAUUUUUAGAAUGCUUGUAGAUCAUUUGAGAGAGCCUUAGAAUUAGAUAAAGACAAGUAAAAUAUUAUUAUUUAUUAUUUAAUAGAGAUUAUUUAAUUUAUUUAAAUUAUUGUAUAAUUUUAUUAUAGAGAGGAGAUGAAUCAUCAUAAUAUGCUUAAUAAAUUUUUCGAUAUUUUUGUGAUUAAUAUAAAGAAUAAGAAUAACUUUAUGAUAAUCGUUGCAAAAAAGAAAUUGUUUUAGAACUUAAAUCACAAAUUUAUAAAUAUCUAAAAUCAUGA